AUGGGAAUGCCGCCAUUAGGACUCUCGUGUUCGCUUACGAAUACCUCUUUUGUAAAAACUAAAAGUAAGAAUGAAGCACCAACUUCAACUGACAAUGCAAGUGCUGAAUGCCACUCACUGAAAAAGGACAAACUGUUAAAUGAGACCAGCAAACAGCAAAAAAACGAAGACGAUUCAGUGAUCGUCAUUAGUGUAUCAGAUUCCGCGGGUGAUGUAACUGAAGGACGGAAAACAACCUUGGAGACCCCUUUAACAAUAAACAAGUUCGUCAACAAAAUUACAUGCAACUCAACACCUUUGGCAAAGAAAUCACUGGACUUUAGCAGUCAAAACGCUGACAAUGAUCCUGAAGAAACCAUCUGCCCAAGCGCAGUGGUGGUUGCCAAAACUACGCAGGAAAGGGAGUUUAUUUCACAAUGUGCGGGAAUGCAACGUCGGAGAGCGAAGUUCUGUGUGGCUGGCUCGUGCCUCAUGGCCAGCCAGCAGGCAAUGUUGAAACAGCUCUGCUUUCAGAUGAACUGGACGUACGUCGACAAGUAUACUAAGGACUUGACUCAUCUGGUAGUUGGGGUGGAUAAAGAGAAUAGAUCGCAGAGAUCUGUAAAAUACAUGUGCGCCUUGGCAAGCUCAAAGUGGAUCGUUACAUUUGCGUGGGUGGAAAAGUGCCUUUCGGACAAUGGGUUCGUAGACGAAGAACCCUUCGAGGCGCUGGACGCGAUGGGCGAGCCGGCCCCGCGCCGCUCGCGCCUCGCCAAGACCAAACUGCUGCAAGGCAUCACGUUCUACUGCAUGGGACCAUUCUCUAUCAUCGGUAUCGACACCCUGAAGGAUGUCCUGGAGGCGGCGGGCGGGCGCGUGGUGGACGACCCGCGCGACCUGCAGGCUUGCAGAGCGCCCGCCAUGCUGCUGGCCGAGCCCGGGAACACCCAGGAGAGCCGAUUCACAUAUCUAGCUAUGGAAUUAAAAAUCGUGCCGAUGAACUACGAAUGGGUACUCAUCUGCUUGGGCACGUACACUCUGAAGCCUAUAUUUGAUCUUUUGCUGUGUCCGGCCACGCUGCUACCAUCAGCCAUUUCUAGCUGGCCGUCUGAAUUAAUAUCGUCUUGUGAUGACGAAGAAUAA
This is a messenger RNA of Maniola jurtina (meadow brown), 1122 nucleotides long. RefSeq names its product breast cancer type 1 susceptibility protein homolog. The record is from RefSeq and is a predicted model, not a curated record. Bases 1 to 1122 code for a protein of 373 amino acids. The transcript has 6 exons. NCBI's taxonomy places the organism in Eukaryota, Metazoa, Arthropoda, Insecta, Lepidoptera, Nymphalidae. Gene Ontology annotation, cellular component: BRCA1-A complex; BRCA1-BARD1 complex; plasma membrane. Gene Ontology annotation, biological process: double-strand break repair via homologous recombination; negative regulation of fatty acid biosynthetic process; positive regulation of transcription by RNA polymerase II. Gene Ontology annotation, molecular function: ubiquitin-protein transferase activity.